This is a messenger RNA of Pantherophis guttatus, 1512 nucleotides long. RefSeq names its product carbonic anhydrase 14 (gene CA14). Lineage: Eukaryota; Metazoa; Chordata; Lepidosauria; Squamata; Colubridae. Gene Ontology annotation, cellular component: plasma membrane. The record is from RefSeq and is a predicted model, not a curated record. Gene Ontology annotation, molecular function: carbonate dehydratase activity; zinc ion binding.
AAGGAGCCGAGUCCUCCGCCGCAGGCUGGCUGCCUGGCUUGCCCAGAGCCACCUUAAAUGGCAUUGGCCGCCUUCUGGUCGGUGUCCAAUGGGGACCUCCUGACUCCCCUGGAAAGAGGCAAGCAGUGGGGUGCAGAUGUGGGAGCGGAAGAUCCCAUCUUUGGCCAAACAGAGACUCCUCUUGGCUCAGGACCCGUCCAUUUCUUUGGAGUUUUUCCUCCCAUUUCACCUGCUUUUUCCUUUUCUGAUAUUCCAAGAUGUUGCUAGUUCUCACCCUCUGGCAAGCUCUUUCCCAAGCCCUGGCUGCAAGUGGGGGACGGAAGUGGCCCCACAUCUGGAGCUGUCAGCCAAGAGUCUCUUCCUCUGCCCUUCUCCUGCAGGUUCCCACUGGACAUAUGAAGGCUCUGACGGGCAGACGCACUGGCCAGAGAGAUAUCCAGACUGUGGUUGGCAGGCUCAAUCGCCCCUCGAUAUCCAGACAGAUUUGGUCCAAUAUGAUUCUUCUCUGCCUCCCAUUGAGCCAGAGGGAUACCGCGACCCUGGGAGUGGCUCCUUGACCCUGACCAAUAACGGGCACACAGUGCAGCUCUCCCUCCCCGAGAACCUGCGCCUGCAUGGCCUGCCCAGCCUCUACUCAGCAGUGCAGCUACACUUCCACUGGGGCAGCAGCGACAGCCGGGCCGGGGGCUCCGAACACCGUGUGGAUGGUCAGGCCUUCCCAGCAGAGCUUCAUGUGGUCCACUUCAAUUCAGAGAAGUACACCAACCUGAGCGUGGCCAAACACCAACCGGAUGGGCUGGCGGUGCUGGGCAUUUUCCUGGAGGUUGACAGUGUGGAGAAUCCUGCCUACAACCACAUCUUGGACCGUCUGGACAGCAUCCUUUAUGCAGAGCAAGAAGUCACCGUUGCUCCGUUCAAUGUGCGAGAGCUGCUCCCGGCGCAUCUGGGCCACUACUACCGCUACAAUGGUUCACUGACAACCCCGCCUUGCUAUCAGAGUGUGCUGUGGACGGUUUUCCACCAGUCAGCUCGCAUCUCUGCCACUCAGCUGGAGAAGCUGCAGAAAUCUCUUUAUUCUACAAAAGAUGGGAAGACCCCCUCCGAAUUGCUGAUCAGCAACUUCCGGGUGCCCCAGCCCUUGAACCAACGCCUGGUCUUCACCUCCUUCCCUGUCGGGCCAUCGGAAUACUCUGCAGGUGAGGUCAUUGCCAUAAUUGUUGCAGUGCUCUUGGGCUGCCUGGGUGUCUUCCUUGCUGGUUGGAUUUUGGCAAAGAGAAGCCGGUGAGGAGCAGGUGAAUGUGGGAUGCCAGCCCGGUUCCUGUCUAACUGCAUUGCAGUGCCAGAAUAAGGGAGGUUCCCACCUGUUUUGUUCUGGAGGGGCAAGUGAUUGAAGUGAUCCUUUCCAUCACCCCACUCCUCGCCAAGUGGAGUACCAUGAAUGUGAAAACCGUGAGAGAAUUUCACUGGAAAGAGAACACAAUAGAUAUUUAUUAAACUUCCUCCUGCCCCUAU